AUUAAAUUCCUACAUUCAGUUAUCGAAGUACCGAUAUCUAAACGUGUGGUACUACAAAGGCGCCUUAUCUUCCUUGUUCGCUCCAACUCCUUUUUCUAAUCGGCCAUUUUCACUCUCUGCCAUCACAAAAACCAGAGGAAAAAGAAGAAGAAAAGCCCACCAAUGGCGUCUACAACUACACUAUCUCCCACGAUUAUCCCAUCUCAGCUGAGCUCGAGCAAGAAUGGGGUGAGCUCCGCCUCAAAUUUCGCGCUUCCGAAGUUCGGAAAGUGUAAAGGCAAGAGGAUGAACGUGUCCUGUAUGGCUACGAGUGUGCCGGCCGAUGAUCGCGUGCCGGACAUGGGAAAGAGGCAGCUCAUGAAUUUGCUUCUCCUAGGCGCGAUCUCUCUUCCGUCCGGUGGAAUGUUGUUGCCUUACACUUACUUCUUUGUUCCUCCUGGUGGUCGUGGGUCUGGUGGUGGUACUGUUGCAAAAGAUGCUUUAGGUAAUGAUGUUAUUGCCGAUGAAUGGCUCAAGAACCACGGACCAGGUGAUCGGACCCUUACACAGGGGUUAAAGGGUGAUCCUACAUACCUUGUUGUGGAGAAUGACCGAACUCUCGCAAUUUACGGUAUCAAUGCUGUUUGUACUCACCUCGGUUGUGUUGUCCCAUGGAAUGCUGCUGAGAACAAGUUUAUUUGCCCUUGCCAUGGCUCUCAGUACAACAAUCAAGGGAGAGUUGUUAGAGGGCCUGCUCCUUUGUCCUUGGCAUUGGCUCAUGCAGAUAUCGACGAUGGGAAGGUCCUAUUUGUUCCGUGGGUUGAAACAGAUUUCAGAACUGGUGACAACCCGUGGUGGUCAUAGAAGACUCAAAUUUUCACUGGAAAGUGUAUCACAACUCAGCAUAUUUGUAUUGACAUUGUAUUCC
This is a messenger RNA of Striga asiatica, 907 nucleotides long. Lineage: Eukaryota; Viridiplantae; Streptophyta; Magnoliopsida; Lamiales; Orobanchaceae. The record is from the annotation of a GenBank genome assembly.